This is a messenger RNA of Aspergillus piperis CBS 112811, 1791 nucleotides long. RefSeq lists its product as uncharacterized. NCBI's taxonomy places the organism in Eukaryota, Fungi, Ascomycota, Eurotiomycetes, Eurotiales, Aspergillaceae. The transcript has 4 exons. The record is from RefSeq and is a predicted model, not a curated record. Bases 1 to 1371 code for a protein of 456 amino acids.
AUGGAUCCCCGGGGUAUGCGGAAGAAGGUGGCCGAAGCAGCGGCGCGUCUCAGGCUCUCCAAAGCUAGGAGGGACCUCGCGAAGCUGAAAGCUGCGAAAAAGAUGAUUGAAGAGCAGCGAGCAGAAGCAGCUGCAGAAGAAAGAGCUGCCGCCGAACUUAACGAUACUGAAUACAUCAGAUGGCCAGCCUUCAGAGUCAUGGAAACGAUCCCCGAGAUCUCUGAGACAAAGUCCGUUGAUAUCCAAGUCCACGGCAUGAAAGCCAGGGUUUAUUUAGACCGUCCUGACGAAGAUAUCGUGCCGCUGCGGUACCUCAAAAGAGCAGACAAAGAUAAGAUCGUCCACCGCGCUGUCUGGAUCUUCCGCGUCGCCAGAAAUGGACGUCGAGUCAAUCAGAAUAGAUGGCCUACCCUCGAGACCAUUUUCUUCGACGUCUUCCGUAACCUCAAGAAUUCUCCUCAGUGGGAUAAAGGUCUCUUUGAGGACGAGGCAGGCAGUGCUGCAACCUGUCCAACCAAUCUUGAAUUCAGACAAGCACGUUACAACCAAGACAACGUACUUCAUGCUCUCAUAUCCGAGCUGUUCUUCAACGUGGAUGUCAUGCACCCGACUUCAAAGCCUAUGCUUUGGUUCCACCUCUAUCCGAAGGUCAUGGGAGAAUAUCUCGAAUAUUGGACCGGAUAUAAGGAGAAACGUCAAGACGGACCUUGUACCUCCGGCCGCGUCGUCGUUGAUUAUUACCCCGAUGCUAUGUACGCACGCACCGUCCUGCCAAUGACAACUACCCUCACCGACAACCAACCCCUCCACAAAACCCUCUCCCAAAACUUCCAACUCCACCUCGGCCAACUCCUAACCAACCUGCACCACAUGCACAUCCACCGCCACCACCUCCCGGACCAAGAAGUCUUCCUAAUCAACCUCCACGGCAGCAGACUCCACGUCCAACGCGCCAUAUUCCCCAGUUCCAAGAUCUCACGCAUCUACUGCAAGAAGUACAAGCCCGUCGACACUUCCAACACCGAACUGCACACUUUCCGCGCCGGAGACGCCACUCGCCGCUACACCGAGCAAGAUCUCGAGCACGAUAUUGAUCAACUCGAUUGGCUACACACUCUCAAAGAGGAGAGAACCGAGGCUCCGGACGAAGAUGACGCCCCCGUGUUUCGCGUGCUCGCUAGCAAGGAAUAUGAUCUCUGGAAAAAGACCGAUUGGCAUGCCGCGUUGAAGCUGUUGGCUGGCCUCAAUCGUUAUUUGAUGGGCGGCCGCGCUAAGUGUGGUGUUAUGCAGAAUAUGUUUGAGAAGUUUCCGCAGGAGGAGGAGGUGUCGCAGCCUGUGGAGUCGUCGUCGUCGUCUGCGGCUAGGCGCUGAGGGGGGUGAGGGAUGGAUGGAUGGUGGUGGUGGUUUUUGCGCUGCCAGUGCGAUAGGCGUUGGGGACGGGACGUGUGUUCAAUCUCUCGUCUUAACUUUUCUUUCGGUGCUUCUCUUUCUUUCUUCAUGGCUUGCACUUUGCUUGCCCUUGGCUUUGCUUAGCUUUGCCUUUGCUUGUCUUUUGCUAGCUCUUUGCUUCGCGUUUGCUUGGUCUCCGCUUAGCCUUUGCUUGCACUUUGCUUUGCAUUUACUUUGCUUUUGUAUUGCCCUUACUGGCUCUCUGCCUUCGUUUCUCUUUCACGUCUUUUGCUCAUACCAAAUUGAUGUACCCAUAGCAUAGCGGGAAGAUGGCGUUAAUAGAGCAGAUAGCGUAGCUUAGUUUCCAAUGAUGAAUGUAACUCUAACUACUGAGAGGAGACG